Centruroides sculpturatus (bark scorpion) is the source of this 5387-nucleotide messenger RNA. RefSeq names its product serine/threonine-protein kinase AKL1-like. Gene Ontology annotation, molecular function: protein serine/threonine kinase activity; tau-protein kinase activity; ATP binding. Lineage: Eukaryota; Metazoa; Arthropoda; Arachnida; Scorpiones; Buthidae. Gene Ontology annotation, cellular component: cytoplasm. The record is from RefSeq and is a predicted model, not a curated record. The transcript is spliced from 8 exons. Gene Ontology annotation, biological process: protein phosphorylation; intracellular signal transduction; microtubule cytoskeleton organization. Bases 225 to 4538 code for a protein of 1437 amino acids.
ACGUCUAGUUACGGCCGACCAAUCAGAACGACGUUCUACCUUCAUCCCUCGACCCUAGGGAGUGUCCCGUCACUACCGUCGCAUGUUCAUUGAAUAGCAGUAGUGUAUGUGCGAUGACCGUCACCUGCAUCAGUCGGACGAGUUGUAUAAUCGGUAUUACGUUAUGAAAGCUCACACUUAAAAGUAGUUUCGGUUAGAGAAAGAGUAAAAACGAAAAAAAAAAAAUGGUCGUACAAGAGAACUUGACACCGGUAGAAGGUAAUCGUGCACCUUCUAAGCACGAGAAGAAACACCGAUUAAAACAAAGAUUUGAAGUCGUGAAGAAACUAGGACAGGGCACUUAUGGAAAAGUUCAAUUGGCAAUUAAUAAGGAGACGGAGCAGGAGGUUGCAAUUAAAACAAUAAAAAAAUCUAAAAUUGAAAGUGAGCAAGAUUUAAUAAGAAUAAGAAGAGAAAUCCAAAUAAUGUCAUCAAUUCAACAUCCUCAUAUCAUUCAUAUUUAUGAAGUAUUUGAAAACAAAGAAAAGAUUGUGUUGGUGAUGCAAUAUGCUAGUGGAGGAGAACUAUAUGAUUACUUAAGCCAAAAAAAAAUAUUGAAUGAUGUAGAAGCACGUCGUAUUUUCAGACAAAUUGCAGCAGCUGUAUAUUACUGCCACAAAAAUAAAAUAUGUCAUCGUGAUCUCAAACUAGAAAAUGUUUUAUUAGAUGAAAAAGGAAAUGCAAAGAUUGCUGAUUUUGGAUUGUCCAAUGUAUAUGAUGAAAAACAUCUUUUAGAUACUUUCUGUGGAAGUCCACUGUAUGCAUCACCUGAAAUUGUAAAAGGUGUUCCAUAUUAUGGUCCAGAGGUAGAUUGUUGGAGUAUGGGAGUAAUACUCUAUACCUUAGUAUAUGGUGCCAUGCCUUUUGAUGGAAGCAACUUUAAGAGACUUGUAAAACAAAUUUCAGAAGGAGAUUAUUAUGAACCCACAACAAAGGCUGAGGCAUCUAAUUUAAUUCAUCGUCUUCUAAAUGUAAAUCCAAGUAAAAGAGCAACUAUUAUUGAUAUCUGUUCAGAUAGCUGGGUUAAUGAAGGUUAUGAACAUUCAUUACUUCAAGUUUCAGAAGAUCUAGCUAACUUGACUCCAGUUCGAAUUGAUUUGUUACUAGCCUUAGCACCUGCUUCACCAGAAGAAGGUAAUACGCAGAAUCCUUUGGCAGCUGCAGAUGGUAAAUCAAAGUUACCCAAUGAUGAUGAUGCUGACACAAUUACAGAUAGUUUUACUUUUACUGAUGGAAAAGCUGACAACGAGCAUAAUGCUAGUAUCCCUAAUUUACCAAACUUAGAAGAAGAUGAAGAGUUUUUGCCAGCAAAUGUAGCAGCAGAAUUAGAUGAACAAUGUGCUAAAAGGCAAGCUGAAAGAUCUUUUGAUGGAAGCUUAAUGAAAAUAUCAAGUAUAGCACAUAAAAAUAAAAAACCAAAAAAAUCAACAUCAGUAAAUUUAGAUCAACCAAAAGAAACUGAACUUUCUAAUCAGCAAUCAAAACAAGUUUCACAAGAAGUUGGUAAAGAUCAAAAUAAUAAUGAUAAUAUAAGUGAAACAAGUAAUGAACCUUCUGCAGUAAGUGAGAAAGUAACAGAAAAUGAAAAUAAAACAGUAAAACCUGACAAUGAAGAAAAAAACAAAGCUAAAUCUGUGAAAACCAAUAAAACCAAGGAGAUUACUUCUGAGAACAAAAAUGAAACCAGCAAGAAACCUAUUUCAGGAAAAAAUGAAAAAAAUGAACCAUCAAAAAGAAAACAAAGCAUUGAGUUAAAUAAGACUGAUGAAGAAAAGGUUGCAACACAUGAUGGACGUAAACCUGGAAAAGUAACUAUUCCUAAAUUUUUAGAAUCAGCUGAAACAUCACCUACAAAAAUUGAAAGAAGAACCUCUUUAAAUGAAACACAAUUAGAACAGAAAGCAAAGAAAGAAAAAGUAAAAGAAUCUGAAAAAGAAACAAAAAAGGUUGAAACACCAGACAAUAGUGAAUUGCAUCAAGAAAAUCAAAGUUCAGAGAAUGCAAAUUCGGCUGAAAAAACUUCUGAAAAUGAAGAUAAUUCUAAUAAAUCUGAAGCCAAAAAAGUUGCUGCUAAAGGAAUAUUAAAAAAAAAUAUUGCUAAGGCACGCUUAUUAGAAAAAAGAUUAUCACAACAAAGCUCUGUAGAGUCUAAUGAUCCAUCUUCUCCACCUGUGGAUCAAUCAAACAUAUCACCACCACUAAAUGUAGAAAGUCCAGAUGUAACUAAAGGACCAUCUUUUUUCAAAGUUCCACAGCCAUACUCAAAAACUACAAAAGAAAAACCAAUACAAAGUAAAGCAGAAAUAGUAUUCAGUAAUCAGGAAAAUUCAUCUAAAGAAAAAAAUUCUUCUCAAGCUGAGAAAUCAUUAGUUCAUUUUUCACAAAAUCGUGAAGAAACUGAAUCCAUUUGGGGAACGCCACUUUCACCACCUAUUAAAAAUGAAAAAAAUAAUCAGGCACUUAUUAAACAUUCUGAAUGGAAUAAUAUUUCAUCAGACAUAUGUGAAGAUAACUGGAAACAAGUUGAUGAUGAUAAUUUUGCUUGUGUUAAGCAAGGUCCUACACCAAUAACUCGUAGCUACAAAAAAUUUACCUUUACCAAAGAAGGUACAUGUAUAACAGAAACAGGAAAAAUUUAUACGAAACCAGGAGCUGAUGGAUCAUGGACAAAAGUUGAGAAAAAAACAAAAAUUACUACUUUACCAGGAACUGAUGAAUUUCAAAAAUUUGAACAUGUUCAAGUCCGUGAUGAAUCUUUAUCCAGAUCAGAUAGUCAAAGUUCUUCUGAAUCUAAUGAUAUUUUUGAUGAUAUCUUUGAUAGUUGGACUGGUGAUUCAAUGAUGUGCAACUUUAUGAAAAUUAAAGAUAAUAUGAGAAAAUUUUCAAAAAGACCACUUUUUUGGAGAGAAAGACAUCAUGAUCCUUUUCGACAAUUUAAAACAGAGAGACAGCAAUCAAAAGAAUGGAGCAGGCAGAAUGAUAAAAGAUAUGUUCAAUCCUCUGAAAGAGAAUCAUCAGAUAAUGAAGAUGAAUUUGAUAUUCACUUUGAUGAUAUGCAUCCUGUUGUUUAUGGUUCACAAGGGCUUUGGCAAUUAAUGAUGUCAGUUAAUAAAGAUCUACCUCAUCAUUUAAGAAGUUUCAGGGACCCACCACAAAUGCCUUGUUUUACAAGAUCUGUCAGUCGAAACAGAGGAGCAGCAUUGCUGCAAAAGCAGAAUCAAUAUGGCUCUAGAGGAAGUACAGGAUACAGCACAAGAUCAUUAAGUAGAGAAAGAUCUCAAUCCCCGAGAGAGACUGUUUUAAGAUUUGUUCUUGAGUCUCCACAAAGGCAACAGUCUGUAAAUGUAAGUGAACCAGAUUCACCACAAAAACAAGAGGCUUGGAAUUGUAAAGAUUAUGCUACAAAUGCACAGGAAAGACGAAGUCGUAAAGACAGUGGUGUUGAAAGUUGUACUAGUACAGAUUCAGAUGGUAUAAGACGGCUAUAUUCUAGAGAUGAAACAAGAUACCCAUCAUUCGAUGAUGGUUUUGGUCCUAAAACAUUUCAUCAAUAUGUUAAAUCAAAAAAUUCAGCAGAGAGACAUGGUUCAUUUGAAGAAGAGUAUCCCCAAAGUCCUUUUGAUAAUUUAGCUGACAGCAGACGACAUAGAGUGGAACAAUGGUUACAUAUGACUGACGUACCUGGUUUUGAUAGCCCUUUUGAAGAAUUUGUUAGAUUACAUGAUUUAUCUGCGCAUAAUGAAAAUCCCACAUCAUCCAUAUAUGGAACAAUGAGACCGAGGGAUUAUAUGAGAUACAACCGAUCUAUGAGUGAUAAAUUAACAGAUAUAGAUGCUCCUUUUAAUGAUCAAUUACAGGAACCUCAGCAUUCACAAUCAAACCAAAGCUUGGAGAAACAGAGUAAUAAGUCAUAUCGAAGUGAAAUUUCUGUUGACAGUACAGGAAAAGUUCAAAGUUCAACAGUUAAAACUGUUACAGAAACAAAUUAUCCAGAAAGGAUGCCUAUACAUUCAAACAGUGGAAAUUCAUUUAAUGUAAAAUAUGAUUCAGAUGGAAACAAUGGAAGACCACAAGUUACAUCUAAUCCACAGAAUUAUACCAAAUAUACACGUUCUUACAGUGGGAAUUUGCAGUUUGCUGGACCUCAAGAAGGAGUUACUUCAAGAGGAACAAAUCGUCCUAUUCUUUCAAUGACAGUUUCAUUCAAUAGAGGUAAUCCAGAUGGAUCUGUCAUUGUUCAAUCAAAUACAAGAACACCAGGUAGUACAGGUGGUGUUUGGCAACAACAAGAAUUUACUACGGCGCCAGGAAGAGUAACAAUAAGACGUGAAUUCAGUGAUCCAACAAGUGAAACACCAAAUGUCACUACUAUUCCAGUACAAAGGUUUUAUAGUACACAAGAAUCUAAUAGAUCCAAUGUAGAAAAUCUUGGACAACCUAGAGCUGAUGGUUCAGUUCCCAUCCGGGUUUGGACAACCAAAACAACUCGAAUGAACUGAUGAAAGGGGACACAAUUUCAAAUCUAGUUUUAAGUGCCUUAUAGCUUUAUAAUAAUCUGUGUGAAAAUAUCUUACUGAGAACUUACUAAUGUUUUAACUAGAAAAUAAAUAAUACAGUAAAGUAAAAUCAUAAUGUUUAUAUUUGAAUUCAAGACUUUGUUGAAAAAUAAUAAUAAACAUGUAAAUAUUGAAUUGGUUGGAUUGUAAAAAUAAAUCAAAAGAAAUUUAUAGAUUGGAUGCUAAAUUGAUCAUAGUUGCUUAUAAAUCAAAUCAAAAAUAUUUAUUGUUCUUACAAAUUUUUCUAGUAAUUUCAUAAUUAUAAUUUCUAUUAUCAUUGCAUUUCUUAUUUUUUUUUACUAUUUGAAAAAUCAUUUAAUAAAUUCUAUUGCUCCAACCAAUUAUUAGUCAUGUUUUGUAUGCAUAAAAUUGUUAGGUAUAUUAGCGUUAGCUAGUAAGAAAAGAAAAUAAAAUGUGUACUUAUUGACUAUUUUAGCUUUAUAAUGUCUUAGACUAUAUACAAUUUGAAGCCUUAAAAUCUUGAUUAUAAAAGGCUUUUGAUAUUUCAAAAUAAAUUGUGUACAGUCAAUAUAAAGUUAAAGUUUAAAGUUCUCAAUAAUUUGUUUGAAUUUAAACUUAUAGUAGAACUUUAUUUCUACAAUGUGAUUUAUUCCAAGUCAGUUUCUAAAUACAAUCAAAAAUAUCUUUCAUCUACAAACUGUAUUCGAAGUACCGAUAAUAAAUGUUGGCUUUGCAUUUACAGAAUAUCUGGAAUGCAGAAAAUUCUGCUUUUAUAAACUAAGUAAAUUCAUAAAUUAUGUAAAUUCUGUGAUAAUAAAAUUUAUGCAUAAA